Messenger RNA from Ochlerotatus camptorhynchus, 2251 nucleotides. Its product is annotated as hexamerin-1.1-like. The transcript has a single exon. The record is from RefSeq and is a predicted model, not a curated record. NCBI's taxonomy places the organism in Eukaryota, Metazoa, Arthropoda, Insecta, Diptera, Culicidae. Bases 41 to 2173 code for a protein of 710 amino acids.
CGUUCGGUAGGCAUCAGUAGAAGUCGGUCGGUGAAGCACGAUGCGAUCCAUUUUGGCAGUGACCGUAGUCUGCCUGCUUGCUGUUGCAAGUGGCAGCUACAUGACCAAGGAUGUCAAGUACGGUGACGAGUUGUUCCUGAAGAAGCAGAAAGCCAUCCUGGAGAUCUUCCAGCACAUUCAUCAGCCUGAGGUACACACUACCCUGUGGGAAGAAUCCAAGGGAUUCGAUGUUGAACAGAACCUGGACCACUACACCAACGUGGAAGCCGUGAAGGAGUUCCUGCGGUUCUACAAACACGGCAUGCUCCCAAUGGAGGAGAUCUUCUCCAUCCACAACGAGUUCCACCGCGAAGAGGUGAUUUCCCUGUUCCAUCUGUUCUACUACGCCAAGGACUGGGACACUUUCUACAAGACCAUGCUGUGGGCUCGUUUCCACGUCAACGAAGGUAUGUUCGUGUACGCCCUUACCGUUGCAGUCCUGCACCGCCACGACAUGGAGGGAAUCGUCCUGCCAGCACCGUACGAAAUCUAUCCCUUCUACUUCUUCAACGAUGUCGUCAUCAGCAAGGCCCAGCGCUACAAGAUGCAAGGCUUCUACAAGAUGAAGAAGAUCAACGACGUCUACACUGCCUACAUCCCCAGCAACUACACCGGAUACUACGUCCACACUAGCCCGGAACAGCGCGUUGGAUACUUUACCGAAGAUAUCGGUCUGAACUCCUACUACUACUACUUCCACGCUGACUAUCCAUUCUGGAUGGGCGGCAAAGAAUUCGGCCUCUACAAGGACCGUCGUGGAGAAUUCUUCCUGUUCCAGCACCAACAGCUUCUGGCUCGUUACUACCUCGAACGUUUGUCCAACGAUCUCGGAGUCAUUCCACCCUUCUCCUGGCACAAAUCCAUCACCACCGGCUACUACCCCUACCUUCGCUACUACAACGGUAUGGCGUUCCCGGUGCGUGACAACUACUACAGCGCUUCCAUUGACAAGAGCCAAGUCGUCGAGCAGAUCGAAGACUUCGAACACCGCAUCAUGGAAACCAUCGACUACGGUUUCAUCGUCCUGCCCGAUGGAAGCUACGUCAACAUCACCACCCCGUCCGGAAUCGAAUACCUUGGCAAUCUGAUCCAGUCGAACGAAGACAGCGUCAACUCUCGCUUCUACGGAUACCUGGAAGUGUUGGCCAAAUACUUCCUCGGAGGCUCCAUCAAGCUGCGCAACGAAUACCGCUCGAUCCCAUCCGUCCUGGAGAAGUUCGAAACCACCAUGCGUGAUCCGAUGUUCUACCAGCUGUACAAGCGCAUCGUCGAGUAUUACUACCGCUUCCUGGACCUGCUCCCAUCGUACAAGAAGGAAGAACUGGACUUCCCCGGAGUCAAGAUUGAAUCCGUUGAGAUGGACAAGCUGGUGACCUAUUUCGAUAAGUUCGAUGCCGACAUCACCAAUGCCGUCGAUGUGGAAGUGUUCGAUGAAUCGACCAUGAAGGGAUCGGACAUGAAGAAGUUCGGCAAGAUCGCUCACUACCAAGGCGAAGAUUUCGUCCUCUAUGCUCGCAUGCCUCGUCUGAACCAUCUUCCGUUCACCUUCAAUCUGAAUGCUGUCUCGGACAAGGCUCAGAAGGCCAGCAUCUACGUCUACCUGGGACCGAAGUACGACCAGUACGGAAACAUCUACGGAGUCGAUGCCAACCGUGAGAACUUCUUCGAGCUUGACCACUUCCUGGUCGAUCUGAUCCCGGGCAAGAACGUCAUCACUCGCAACUCGCAAGACUUCAGCUGGUUCGUCAAGGACCGCACCACCUACUUCGAGCUGUACAAACAGGUCAUGAAGGCCUACAACGGCGAAGGCAAGUUCCCGCUGGACAUGUCCGAAGCUCACUGCGGCUUCCCGGCUCGUCUGAUGCUGCCCAAGGGCAAGAAGGGCGGUAUGCCGUUCCAGUUCUUCUUCAUGGUCGUCCCGUACCACACUCCAAAGGUUGAGCAGUUCACCGGUUUCGACAGCACCCUGUCCUGUGGAGUCGGAUCCGGAGCCCGCUACCUGGACGAUUUGCCAUUCGGCUAUCCCUUCGAGCGCAAAAUCGACGAAAGUGCCUGGUUCACGCCGAACAUGAAGUACUACGACACCAUGAUCUACCACAAGAGCGAAACCGAGGUCAACUCGGUCGUCGUCUAGUCGCGUAUUUAAGCCACUGGGAAAUUCUUUAAUUGAAGACUGUUAAUAAAUGAGGAAAAGUUUGCUUUAGUAGUAGAA